This is a messenger RNA of Rhodotorula toruloides NP11, 459 nucleotides long. RefSeq names its product 40S ribosomal protein s17. The record is from RefSeq and is a predicted model, not a curated record. Gene Ontology annotation, biological process: translation. The coding region runs from base 1 to 459 and encodes 152 amino acids. Gene Ontology annotation, cellular component: ribosome. The transcript is spliced from 3 exons. Gene Ontology annotation, molecular function: structural constituent of ribosome. Lineage: Eukaryota; Fungi; Basidiomycota; Microbotryomycetes; Sporidiobolales; Sporidiobolaceae.
AUGGGGCGGACGCAGGGCCGGGCAGACCAGGGCCGUGUUCGCACCAAGACUGUCAAGCGCGCCUCGCGCGUCGUCAUCGAGAAGUACUACCCUCGCUUGACCCUUGACUUCCACACGAACAAGAAGAUCUGCGACGAGGUUGCCAUCAUCCCGUCGAAGCGCCUGCGCAACAAGAUUGCCGGCUUCACGACGCACCUCAUGAAGCGCAUCCAGAAGGGUCCCGUCCGCGGCAUCUCGUUCAAGCUCCAGGAGGAGGAGCGCGAGCGCAAGGACAACUACGUCCCCGAGGUCUCGGCUCUCGACUCGCAGGGCGAGCCCCUCGAGGUCGACCCCGACACCAAGGACCUCCUCAAGACGCUCGGCUUUGACGCCCUCCCCGUCAACGUCGUCGUCCCCCAGACCUUCAACGAGCGCCCCGGCCGCCGCAACGUUGUCGGUCUCGGUCGCCGCCAGGACUAA